AUGCCGGUCCGCAGGGGCCACGUCGCACCCCAAAACACUUACCUGGACACCAUCAUCCGCAAGUUCGAGGGCCAGAGUCGUAAGUUUCUGAUUGCCAAUGCUCAGAUGGAGAACUGCGCCAUCAUUUACUGCAACGAUGGCUUCUGUGAACUCUUUGGCUACUCCCGAGUGGAGGUGAUGCAGCGACCGUGCACCUGCGACUUCCUCACCGGCCCUAACACACCAAGCAGUGCUGUGUCCCGCCUGGCCCAGGCGCUGCUGGGGGCCGAGGAGUGCAAGGUGGACAUCCUCUACUACCGCAAGGAUGCCUCCAGCUUCCGCUGCCUGGUGGAUGUGGUGCCCGUAAAGAACGAGGACGGAGCCGUCAUCAUGUUCAUCCUCAACUUCGAGGACCUGGCCCAGCUCCUGGCCAAGAGCAGCAACCGCAGCCUGUCACAGCGCCUGCUGUCCCACAGCUUCCUAGGCUCUCACGGCUCGCACAGCAGGCCAGGCGGACAGGGGCCUGGCACAGGCAGGGGCAAGUACAGGACCGUCAGCCAGAUCCCGCAGUUCACGCUCAACUUCGUGGAGUUCAACCUGGAGAAGCACCGCUCGGCCUCCACCACAGAGAUCGAGAUCAUCGCCCCGCACAAGGUGGUGGAGCGAACGCAGAACGUCACAGAGAAGGUCACCCAGGUCCUGUCGCUGGGCGCCGACGUGCUGCCGGAGUACAAGCUACAGGCGCCGCGCAUCCACCGCGGGACCAUCCUGCACUACAGCCCCUUCAAGGCGGUGUGGGACUGGCUCAUCCUGCUGCUGGUCAUCUACACGGCCGUCUUCACCCCCUACUCGGCCGCCUUCCUGCUCAGCGACCAGGACGAGUCACAACGCGGGGCCUGCGGCUACACCUGCAGUCCGCUCACCGUGGUGGACCUCAUCGUGGACAUCAUGUUCGUCGUGGACAUCGUCAUCAACUUCCGCACCACUUACGUCAACACCAACGACGAGGUGGUCAGCCACCCCCGCCGCAUCGCCGUCCACUACUUCAAGGGCUGGUUCCUCAUCGACAUGGUGGCUGCCAUCCCCUUUGACCUGCUCAUCUUCCGCACGGGCUCGGAUGAGACCACCACGCUGAUUGGGCUCCUGAAGACGGCGCGGCUGCUGCGGCUGGUGCGCGUGGCGCGGAAGCUGGACCGCUACUCCGAGUACGGGGCGGCCGUGCUCUUCCUGCUCAUGUGCACGUUUGCGCUCAUCGCGCACUGGCUGGCCUGCAUCUGGUACGCCAUUGGCAACGUGGAGCGUCCCUACCUGGAGCCCAAGAUUGGCUGGCUGGACAGCCUGGGCGCGCAGCUCGGCAAGCACUACAACGGCAGCGACCCGGCCUCGGGCCCGUCGGUGCAGGACAAGUACGUCACGGCGCUCUACUUCACCUUCAGCAGCCUCACCAGCGUGGGCUUCGGCAACGUCUCCCCCAACACCAACUCCGAGAAGGUCUUCUCCAUCUGCGUCAUGCUCAUCGGCUCCCUCAUGUACGCCAGCAUUUUCGGCAACGUGUCGGCCAUCAUCCAGCGCCUGUACUCGGGCACCGCGCGCUACCACACGCAGAUGCUACGCGUCAAGGAGUUCAUCCGCUUCCACCAGAUCCCCAACCCGCUGCGCCAGCGCCUAGAGGAGUACUUCCAGCACGCCUGGUCCUACACCAAUGGCAUCGACAUGAACGCGGUGCUGAAGGGUUUCCCCGAGUGCCUGCAGGCCGACAUCUGCCUGCACCUGCAUCGCGCGCUGCUGCAGCACUGCCCGGCCUUUCGCGGCGCCAGCAAGGGCUGCCUGCGCGCGCUCGCCGUCAAGUUCAAGACCACGCACGCGCCGCCCGGGGACACGCUGGUGCACCUCGGGGACGUGCUCUCCACGCUCUACUUCAUCUCCCGCGGCUCCAUCGAGAUCCUGCGCGACGAUGUGGUCGUGGCCAUUCUAGGGAAAAAUGACAUCUUCGGGGAGCCUGUCAGCCUCCACGCCCGGCCUGGCAAGUCCAGCGCAGACGUGCGGGCCCUGACCUACUGCGACCUGCACAAGAUCCAGCGGGCGGACCUGCUGGAGGUGCUGGACAUGUACCCUGCCUUUGCGGACAGCUUCUGGAGUAAGCUGGAGGUCACCUUCAACCUGCGGGACGCAGACGGGGGUCUCCAGUCAUCCCCCCAACAGGCCUCGGGCAGCCGAGACCACCCAGGCUUCUUCCUCAAUGACAACCAGUCAGGUGCAGCCCCUUCCUUAAGUAUCUCAGAUGCAUCUGGCCUCUGGCCUGAGUUGCUGCAGCCAAUGCCCUUAAAGCACAGACCCCCGAGCCCGCAGGGAGACCCAGACUGCUGGCCCCGGGAGCUGGGCUCCAGGCUGGAUCAGCUCCAGGCCCAAAUGAACAGGUUGGAGUCCCGCAUGUCCUCAGACCUCAGCCGCGUCCUGCAGCUCCUUCAGCAGCCGGUGACCCAGGGCCACACCAGCUGCAUCCUGGGAGUCCCUGCCUCCAAUGACCUGGCUUUGUUUCCUGCAGCCUCGGGGACUCAGAGUCCAGGGCCCAGCCUGGCCUUGGGGCUCCCCCACACUCCAUGUCGCCCUCUUUCUCGCCCCUCCCAGGCCGUAAGCUUUGGUGACUUGGACAAAUGUGGGCCGAAGCACAGGAACUCCUCCUCCAGGAUGCCUGACCUGGUUGUGGCUGCAGAUCAAACCCUGACUCCAUCCUUGGACCAGACGCAGCCCGAGGGCCUCCUAUCACCCGUGGCCUCUCCUUUGCAUCCCCUGGAGGCACAGGGACUGGUCUGUGGUCCCCGCUUCCCCUCCCUCCCUGAACACCUUGACUCUGUUCCCAAGCAGCUGGAGUUCCAGAGACACGGUUCCGACCCUGGAUUUGCAGGGAGUUAA
Messenger RNA from Lepus europaeus (European hare), 2892 nucleotides. It is a transcript of the gene KCNH6, whose product is annotated as potassium voltage-gated channel subfamily H member 6. Gene Ontology annotation, biological process: membrane repolarization during action potential; regulation of heart rate by cardiac conduction; regulation of ventricular cardiac muscle cell membrane repolarization. Gene Ontology annotation, cellular component: membrane. The transcript is spliced from 13 exons. NCBI's taxonomy places the organism in Eukaryota, Metazoa, Chordata, Mammalia, Lagomorpha, Leporidae. Bases 1 to 2892 code for a protein of 963 amino acids. Gene Ontology annotation, molecular function: inward rectifier potassium channel activity. The record is from RefSeq and is a predicted model, not a curated record.